This is a messenger RNA of Trichoderma breve, 1086 nucleotides long. RefSeq names its product glycosyltransferase sugar-binding region containing DXD motif domain-containing protein. The record is from RefSeq and is a predicted model, not a curated record. The transcript has a single exon. Bases 1 to 1086 code for a protein of 361 amino acids. Lineage: Eukaryota; Fungi; Ascomycota; Sordariomycetes; Hypocreales; Hypocreaceae. Gene Ontology annotation, biological process: mannosyl-inositol phosphorylceramide biosynthetic process. Gene Ontology annotation, molecular function: mannosyltransferase activity.
AUGCGAGCCCGAAACAUCGUGGCCCUGACGGCCAUUGCCGUCUUCUGGUUCACCGUCCUGUUCCGCCGGCACAUCCACGAGCUGGGCGAAAUCGUCCUGACGUACAGCACAUUCUACCCGCUGCUGCAUAACCACCCCGACAUUCUGUAUCGACACCCGGAGAACGCCUCGUCCACCGAUCUCGAGUCAUCAUCGUCUUCUCUCGGCCCCGUCGUCGUGCCCAAAAUCAUCCACCAGAUCGCCCUGGGCAACGCCAGCGUCUCCAAGUACCAGGCCGCCAUCACCAGCUGCACCGAUCUGCACCCAGACUGGCAGCACCAGCUGUGGACCGACGUCAAUGCCACGGCUUUCAUCGCCGAGUUCUACCCCGACAUCCUGCCUCACUACACCGGCUACGCACAAAACAUCCAGCGCGCCAACAUCCUGCGCUAUGCUCUGCUGCACCACUCGGGCGGCAUCUACGUCGACCUCGAUGUCACCUGUCGUGUGCCUCUCGACUCGACGCCCAUUGUCCGCCUGCCGUACGUGUCUCCCGGCGCUCACCCGGCCGGCGUCAACAAUGCCUUUAUCGCGACGGAGCCCGGCCAUCCCUUCCUGACGCAGUUGCUGGAGAACGUGCCCAGCCAUGACCUGCACUGGGCGCUGCCGAUGCGCAUUCCCUACGUCGAGAACAUGCUCAGCACCGGCUGCAUGUUCUACUCCAACCAGUGGAUGUCGUACGUCCGUCACCUCAUGGAGGGCCGCCUCAGCCGCCCCGUCUACAUCCUGUCCGACGAGCACGGCGAUAUGGCGCCUCACAUGCUCCGGGGCAAGGUCACGACGCCCAUCUUUGUCCACGGCGGUGCCAGCAGCUGGCACGGCUGGGAUGCCGCCUUGUUCCUGACCAUUGGCGAGCACUAUACAUUCUACCUGGGCCUGCUCUUUGUGGUCCUGACGGUCUUCUUUCUGGGCGCCUACUUCUGGACCACGUCAAAGCGGUCGUAUCGCCGAAGAUGCCGCCUCUUUCCCUUUGGCCGCGUGGCCUCCCGAAGCAGCUGGUCACCGACGAGGGGGAGGAAGCCCAGCAUCAGCCAAUCCAUGGUGUAA